CUCCGCUCCUCCUGCAUGUCCCCAGCAGACCCUGCCAGGAGGCGCAGAGAGGAGCAGCGGACCGAGGAGCAGGGACAGCUUUACUGCUCUGGGGGCUGGGGGUCCAGGCAGCUCCUUAAAUGUUGGAGGAGGACCAGGAGGACAUCCGGAGAGGAGCAGGAGGAGCAGCAGAGAGCGCUGCCUCCACCUGAGGAGCAGAAGAUGAGGCUGCUGGUGCUGCUGGUGGUGCUGCAGGGCGGAGAGUGUGCAGGUUCGGGCCGUGGGGGGGCCGACACCCAGCGGUGUCAGUACUACAACGUGAACUAUGAGAUGGAGAAGACCAAUCAGAGCGGAGUGGAGGUGUGUGAGGGCGAAGCCGACAAACGCUCCCACUGCUACGCCUCCUGGAGGAACGCCUCGGGCGCCAUCCAGCUGGUGAAGAAAGGAUGCUGGCUGGACGACUUCAACUGCUACGACCGGUCGGACUGCGUGGCGACGGAGGAGAAUCCUGAGGUCUUCUUCUGUUGCUGUGAAGGAAACUUCUGCAAUGAGAAGUUCAUCCACCUGCCAGACCCCCGCAGCCCAGUGAUCAAGGCUCCGCCCAGCAGCGUGGACGUGUUAAACGUGCUGAUUUACUGUCUGUCGCCUGCCGCCAUGCUGUCAGUGGUUCUGCUCAUCGCCGUCUGGAUGUACCGCCACCGCAAACCCCCGUAUGGACAUGUGGACAUCAGCGAGGUGCAGCUCACUCUCAUCCUUCUGUUCUAUAAGAGCUCCACCUGCUGGUGUCUGAGGGUACUGCAGUGGGUUCUAAUAGACGGUCCAGGACCCGUAGAGAUCCUUCUGAGUCUGAUGCCUUCGCCUCGUGUCCUCCAGGAUCCCGGCCCCCCCCCUGGCUCCCCCCUGCUGAGUCUGAAGCCCCUGCAGUUGCUUGAGGUGAAGGCUAUGGGGCGCUUCGGCUGCGUGUGGAAGGGCCAGAUCCUGAACGAAUACGUGGCCGUGAAGAUCUUCCCAAUCCAGAACAAGGAGUCGUGGCAGAACGAGAGAGACGUGUUCCUGACGCCGGGAAUGAGGCACGAGAACAUCCUGAGAUUCAUCGGAGCAGAGAGACGAGGGAGUCACCCGGAGAGCGAGCUGUGGCUCAUCAGCGAGUUCCACGAGAGGGGCUCUCUGUCCGACUUCCUGAAGGGGAACGUGGUCAGCUGGUCCGAGCUGUGCCACAUCGCUGAGUCCAUGGCCCGCGGCCUGGCGUACCUCCAUGAGGACAUCCCCCACCUGAAAGGAGACCGACAUAAACCGGCCAUCGCUCACAGGGACUUUAAGAGCAAGAACAUCAUCCUGCGCUCCGACCUCACCGCCGUCAUCGCCGACUUUGGCCUGGCUGUUUGCUUUGAGGCGGGGGAACCGCCUGGAGAAACGCACGGACAGGUGGGCACCAGGCGCUACAUGGCCCCAGAGGUCCUAGAGGGCGCCAUCAACUUCCAGAGAGACGCCUUCCUGCGGAUCGACAUGUACGCCGUGGGGCUGGUGCUGUGGGAGGUGGUGAGCCGCUGCAGGGCAGCCGACGGUCCAUUGGAUCAGUACUUGCUGCCGUUUGAGGAGGAGGUGGGUCAGCAUCCGACCCUGGAGGACCUGCAGGAGGUGGUGGUCCACAAGAAGAUGAGACCCACCAUCAAAGAACUGUGGCUCAAACACAGCGGUCUGGCUCAGAUCUGUGAGACCGUGGAGGAAUGCUGGGACCACGACGCCGAAGCUCGCCUGUCAGCCGGCUGCGUGGAGGAGAGGAUCUCCCAGAUCCGCCACCACGCCGCCGCCACCGCCGCGCCUACCUCCGACGCCAACGCAGCUGUCACCAUGGUGACCAACCUGGAGCCGCCGCCUAAAGAGUCCAGCCUCUGAGGAGGAGACCCAGACCGGUUCUGGUUCUGAUCCCCCUCCUGGACCUCCGAGUACCUCAGGUUUUCUGCUGGAUUCCACACGGCGUCUGCCGACCCGCGAAUGUUUCCCACCGAAAUGCUGCAGAGCCGCCAUGUUGCCAUGGAGACCGCUCCAGCUGGAGGCGAGGACCUUUUUAUUUUUUAUUUUUUAGAGUCAUUUGUGUUUUAUCGGUUGACAUGACCUCAGACAAACCUUCGGAUCCAACGGGUCUAACCCUGAAAGACAGAAACAGGAAGUGAUGUCAGAAGGGAAGCCAGACGGCUGCUCUGUUUCAGGAAACAUUAGUCAGGAAAAAAAAACUAAACAGCUGACUGAGCUCAGCCA
This is a messenger RNA of Cyprinodon tularosa, 2238 nucleotides long. RefSeq names its product activin receptor type-2B-like. Gene Ontology annotation, biological process: activin receptor signaling pathway; cellular response to growth factor stimulus; protein phosphorylation. Gene Ontology annotation, molecular function: activin binding; activin receptor activity; ATP binding. NCBI's taxonomy places the organism in Eukaryota, Metazoa, Chordata, Actinopteri, Cyprinodontiformes, Cyprinodontidae. The record is from RefSeq and is a predicted model, not a curated record. Gene Ontology annotation, cellular component: activin receptor complex; plasma membrane. The transcript is spliced from 10 exons. Bases 16 to 1875 code for a protein of 619 amino acids.